Amorphotheca resinae ATCC 22711 is the source of this 1830-nucleotide messenger RNA. RefSeq lists its product as hypothetical. Lineage: Eukaryota; Fungi; Ascomycota; Leotiomycetes; Helotiales; Amorphothecaceae. The record is from RefSeq and is a predicted model, not a curated record. The coding region runs from base 1 to 1830 and encodes 609 amino acids. The transcript is spliced from 4 exons. Gene Ontology annotation, cellular component: nucleus. Gene Ontology annotation, biological process: positive regulation of transcription by RNA polymerase II.
AUGUCUGGACAGGAUCAACAACUCAAACAGGAUCAGACUGCGGCUCCAGCUUCAGCGGAUGCCCAAGCUCAGCGGCCAGCUGCAUCUUCCUCUUCUACCAUCACUGCGGAUGAUGGUCUGGUCUGCCAGUGGACUGGCUGCAGUGAAAGAUGUGCCUCUGCAGAUGUCCUCUUUGACCAUAUCUGUGAGAAGCAUGUUGGACGGAAGAGCACAAACAAUCUGAACCUUACUUGUGGCUGGAACCAAUGCAACACAACUACAGUCAAGCGCGACCAUAUCACCUCUCAUAUUCGAGUCCACGUCCCCCUCAAGCCACACAAAUGCGGUAUUUGCCAGAAGGCCUUCAAACGUCCUCAGGACUUGAAGAAGCAUAUCAAGACUCAUGCCGACGACUCUGAGCUCCGCUCCCCUGACAUGCAUGGAGGUCAGAACUCGGGAUACAGACAGGGCCCCGGUCGAAUGAUUGCUGACCUGCAAAAUCUUGCAGCUACGGCCACCGGCUACUAUGAUCAUUCCGGCCAGAUGCACCCAGGUCCCCCAGCCAACUAUGGAGCCCCCCACCACAAUGGACACAGUGGCUAUUACACCCCUCAGCAGCCCAGUUCGUACGGUCCCGUGUAUUACCCUGUUAACCAGGGAGGUAAUCUCGGACACCAUGCAGCUUACGACGACAGAAAGCGUGGCUAUGACGUGUUGAACGACUUCUUUGGUGAUGUGAAGCGCCGUCAGAUCGACCCGACCUCGUAUGCUCAGAUCGGAAACCGACUGGGUGUCUUGCAUGGCAUUCCGAUCCAUGGAGGCGGGAUUGCCGAUUACAUGCCGACAGGCCCUGCGAUGGUCUCGGUCGAUGGCCAUGGAGGUCACGGCGGUCCCAUGUCCCAGCAUCAAUAUGCCCUCCCGCCAAUGCCGAACCUGAGAACCAAGACCGAUCUUAUGAACAUCGAUCAGUUCUUGGAGCAGAUCCAAUCAACGGUCUACGAGAGUUCUAAUGCGGCUGCCGCGGCAGGAGUUCAACAACCCGGUGCUCAUUAUACACACAGCGCAGUCAAUUUUCGCCAAAGCCAUUCUCCACCGCAAACCGUCCACAGCCUAGGACCGAUGAGCUCUCAUGUCUCGUCAGCCCAUUCUACCGCUCCCAUGAUGGCCACCCAUUCCUCCCAGUCCCACUCCUCCGGUACGCCGGAAUUGACACCUCCCUCGAGCUCAGUCUCCUACACCUCGGGACACUCCCCGGCCUCUUCUCACGGAAUGUCGCCCUCGUCAAGACACAGCAGCGCCGUCGCCGCAGUUUACCCAAGCUUGCCAGUCGGCACUCAAGGAUACUCCCCACACUCCGCCAAUGCUCCAGCCUCGACCCUUGGCCCCAACUUCGACAGCGAUUCCCGCCGUCGCUACUCAGGCGGCAUGCUCCAACGCAGCGCCAACCCGCGCAGCAACAACAUGAUGAUGGACGGCGCUAGCGACUCCCCCACGCCAUCUCCCAAGGAGACGACACCCCGCCCCGAGACCCUCGUCCGCGCUGAAUUAGCAAGCACCCCCAACUCUCCCCUCUACGGCGUCGGCGUCGGCUCCCCCAGUGAACACUCGGAGAGCGGCGACAGUGCGCGCGAGCGUGCCGAGGAGGCCGACCGCCGCGAGGAGGCUUGGAUCGAGAACAUCCGCGUCAUCGAGGCGCUGCGCAAGCUGAUCAGCGAGCGUCUCGAGCGCCGAGAGUACGAGGACGAUGAGGACGCCGCCAUGUCCGGCACGGCCACUGCUGACAAGCACUACCACCAGGCGCCGCCGAGCUCUGAGGGCUUGUACCCCACUCUCCGGGCAGAUGAUGACUAG